GAUGUUGAUAUAGGGAUCCCCCCAAAGAUGUAAAACGAAUGAUGCGCACCCAGGAAGGGGUAGGCAAGCCAUGCAACUUCACAUUCAACCGUCCCGCACAUCGUUACAUUUUGGCAUACGAUCUGCAUGGGAGAGGGUCCCUAUGGGGAGAUUAAUUUUUUUUUAGAGUUCCACCUCCGUAGCGUUGACUUUAAUAGCGCAGUGGGGGGAAACAGCACCGAGCGUUCUAAACCCUGUCGACGUGAUGAGAAGCAUCUCCCGAACAAAGUUGACCCUCUAGGAAGCGUCGCCGCGAGAGAGGAAGCAAAACCACGGGAUGUUGCCCACUUGAGGAAGGGCGAUCCCCCAGGCAGCAUUUCCCAUCGAAUGAGCACCACAUUUUGGCGCCAUUUCGAAGAGCUCACAAGGGAAGGUGAAGAAGAGCGAAAGUCAGUCAAAGUGAUGCCACCUUAACGUACACCUCGUUAGGCAAAAAAAGUCAUGCUCCAGAUGUUCCUCACGCAUUGCUCGCUUAGUUUUAAUUUCCCCCCCCACUCCCCAAUGUAAUCUCGCACAACCGGCACAGCAUAGCAAUAAUGACUUUGAAAUUUCUGCUUUUACUUUUUCUUCACCGUUUUGCGGUCAAAUGCUUUUCCCUGAAGAGGCCACUCCUGAGUAGCCCCCGAAAUUCACCUGUCCUACUCAACGGCGCAAAUUCGAAGGCCCUCCAAAACGGCAGCAACUACUUCUUCUGCGCUGCCAAAAAAAAACACCCCGCAGGUAGUAACAAAUUCAGUUUGCGCGAAAAAAAAGAAGACGAUAAUACCGAACCGUCCAAAAAUAAUUCCCCCAAUUCAAACAUAUUUCGAAACAAAUACAACUACAUUCCGUCACUACAAGAAGUCAAGGCGGACAUAGAGAAUUUCAAGAGAGAAAAAUCUUUUUACUUCACGGAACACAGUAUACUCGAAGCCAUCAGCGUAGAAAAUAACAUCGUCGUGGUCAACAUUGAGGGCAUGUUUUUCGAAGACAUUAACGUAGUAUUCGCAGAAGUAACCAAGUAUUUGCUCAACAAGCAUUUGGGCAUUUUGGGCGUACACCCGUACAACAUCAAGUCGCUCAACAUAGGAAACGGGGAAACUUAA
Molecule: messenger RNA, 1124 nt
Organism: Plasmodium vivax (malaria parasite P. vivax)
Lineage: Eukaryota; Apicomplexa; Aconoidasida; Haemosporida; Plasmodiidae
Exons: 1
Coding region: 576-1124 (182 amino acids)
Source: RefSeq, a predicted model, not a curated record